Calliphora vicina (urban bluebottle blowfly) is the source of this 1119-nucleotide messenger RNA. RefSeq names its product delta(3,5)-Delta(2,4)-dienoyl-CoA isomerase, mitochondrial. The transcript has 5 exons. Gene Ontology annotation, molecular function: delta(3,5)-delta(2,4)-dienoyl-CoA isomerase activity. The record is from RefSeq and is a predicted model, not a curated record. Bases 102 to 1043 code for a protein of 313 amino acids. NCBI's taxonomy places the organism in Eukaryota, Metazoa, Arthropoda, Insecta, Diptera, Calliphoridae. Gene Ontology annotation, cellular component: mitochondrion.
AUUGAUUCAUAUUUAUAUCAACGCUACAAUACGUUCCACAACAUAUAAGAAUAAAGAUAUAAAUAAUUAAUUUUAAUUUUUAUACUUGUAUUAUAUAUAAAAUGUUUUUAAGGAAUUUAAAAGGGCCCAGUGCAUUUCCAUAUCGUAACUUAUUGACAAGCACAACCACACGCAUGAUGUCAGCCAAAAUGUUGCCUGAAAGUAAUACCGAUACCCCAACAUACAAGACGUUGUCCGUUACAACUCCAAAACCAUUUGUUUUUCAUGUCGAAUUGAAUAGACCACAGCGUUAUAAUGCUUUCAACAAGGAGAUGUGGAUCGAAAUCAAAAACUGUUUUGAAAGUUUAAGUUCUAACCCAGAUUGUAGAUCGAUUGUUUUGUCUGCAUCUGGAAAACAUUUUACAGCAGGCAUCGAUUUGACUGACAUGUUGAAAUUAGGUCAAGAUCUCGCAGAAAUGGAUGAUGUUGCUCGGAAAGGUAUAUAUCUUGAGCGUCUUAUACGAUUGUACCAGGAUUCAAUGAGUGCCAUGGAAAAUUGCCCUAAACCCGUCAUAUCAGCGAUACACUCUGCCUGCAUUGGAGCUGGUAUUGACAUGAUUACAGCAACAGAUAUCCGUUACUGCACACAAGACGCAUUUUUCUCUGUAAAAGAAGUGGAAAUUGGCAUGGCAGCUGAUGUUGGGACAUUACAACGUUUCCCCAAAGCUAUUGGCAGCCAAUCAUUGGCCCGCGAAUUAUGUUACACAGGACGUCGUUUUGAAAGUUCGGAGGCUUUCAACUGUGGAUUAGUCAGUAAAGUUUUCCCAGAUAAAGAAUCUUUAGUGAACGGUGCCCUGGCCUUAGCUGAGAACAUCGCAGAAAAAAGUCCAAUUGCAGUACAGGCUACUAAGCAAAAUGUUGUUUACUCACAAAGUCGUCCUAAUCAAUUGGGUUUGGAUCACAUUCGCGAAAUGAACAAAUUGUACCUUCAAUCUGAAGACUUUGCAGUUGCUGCUGCCGCCCAAUUAACUAAAGGAGAAAAACCAACAUUUUCAAAGUUAUAAAAAUUAUUUAUUACUAAGAUUAGUAUUUGUCUUUAAAUGAUUUGUAAAUUUUUAAAUAAAUAUGUAUUUCAAUGCA